AGAGAGGGGAUCGGGAACACAUUGGGAAUAAGGAAGAGAACGGGAUGGGAAGAAAAGAGAAAAGAGAGAGACACUCACGCCUCUAACUGCCCCCUUUUUCCUCCACUGCUGCUCUCACUCGCUCUUCCUUCUCAUUCCCUCUCUUAGUCUCGCACCAGCACACACACACCCUCUCGCUCUCUCUGUCUCUCAAUCCUGUGAACUUUUUUCACUGUCUCGCUGUUUUUUAAGGAUUUUGAGAGCGAGAAAGAAGCAUUCGGAUGGUUGAGAUGCAGGAGCUCCACAGAUCAGCAGAGAGAUAGGAGCCUCACCCUGCCUGGAAAGUAUCAGGGAGUAGAAGAGAGAAUAAGCUAGAGGAAGACCGCAUCAAACUUUUUGCAAGAAAUAUUGGACAUUGUUGUUGGAGGUGUAACCAUGGUGCCACUAAGACUGACACUGAUUUUUAAGUUCACUUUAAUGUUCGGGAUUCUGUACAGGUCUGAUUGUAUCAGUUGGUCAGUCCAGGCACAGGGACUGCGUCAAGCAGUCCAAACCCGGGGAAACCUCUCGAAGAGCGCGGAAAGUAAAGUGGCACGCCUGGGCCAGGUCUUCAGACAGAACGUGCGUCGUCUUCGGGAGUGCGGUGGUCAUCUGGAUCUGGUCUUUCUUGUGGACGAGUCUUCCAGUGUGGGAGCUUCUAACUUUGGGAGCGAGCUGCGAUUCGUACGGAAGAUGCUGUCAGAUUUUCCGGUGGCUCCAGAAGCAACACGUGUGGCCCUCGUGACAUUCAGUUCCAAGAACCAUGUGGUUACAAGAGUGGACUAUGUGUCUGCACCCAAAGCCCACCAGCACAAGUGCUCUCUUUUUAGCAAAGAGAUCCCCUCCAUCACCUACAGAGGAGGAGGCACCUACACCAGGGGAGCAUUCCAGCUUGCAGCGCAAAUCUUACGGUACUCACGGGAGAACGCGACGAAGGUGAUCUUUCUCAUUACUGACGGCUAUUCUAAUGGUGGAGACCCGCGACCGGUGGCAGCUGCGCUGCGGGAGAAAGGCGUGGAGAUCUUCACGCUUGGAAUCUGGCAGGGGAACAUCCGCGAGCUCCACGAUAUGGCCUCACACCCUAAAGAUCAGCACUGCUACUUGGUGCACAACUUUGCAGAGUUCGAAGCCCUAGCUCGACGUGCCCUUCAUGAAGAUCUGCCUACUGGAAGUUAUAUUCAGGAGGACCUGUCCCAGUGUUCAUCCUUGUGUGAGGAGGGAAAAAACUGUUGUGACAUAAUGGCCAGCUGUAAAUGUGGUACACACACGGGGCAGUAUGACUGUGUGUGCGAGAGAGGAUACUACGGAAAAGGGCUCCAACAUGAGUGCACAGCAUGUCCAUCUGGCACAUAUAAACCUGAAGCAGUUUCUGGAGGUGUGGGUACCUGCUUACCCUGCCCAGACCUUCAUCACACAUCCAGACCUGGAAGUACAGACAUAUCAGACUGUGUGUGUACAGAGGGCUACAGACCACACAAGAACACAUGCCAAGUGGUGGUUUGUCCUGUUCUCACUCCCCCAGAGAAGGGUUUCUUUAUCCAGAAUGUGUGUAAUAAUCUGUUUAAUUCUGCUUGCGGGGUUCACUGUCUGCCAGGCUUUGACCUGCACGGAGACAAAAUCAGACUUUGUCAGCCAGAUGGGACUUGGUCAGGAGUUCAGUCAAGCUGUAGAGCUCGCUCCUGCCCAGCUCUCACUCCUCCACAUCACGGGCAGCUGAACUGCAGUGAACGGGAUACCCCCUACAGGCUGGAGUGUUCGGUGCGAUGUGAGCCGGGUUACAGACUGCAGGGAAAAUCCAAACUCACCUGCCUGGCAAACUCCCAGUGGAGUGGACCACAGCCCCGUUGUGUUGAGGUACACUGUCCUCCACUUGUUACCCUGAAGCACAUCCACGUGUCGCCCCCUGACUGCGGGGAGGAUGAGGUCAGAUCCAGUGCAUCAUGUCAGUUAACCUGUCCCCGUGGUUACCGCCUCCUUGGUGACCCUGUAGUCACAUGCCUGUCCUCUGGAAGCUGGAGUGAUAAUGCACAUAAGGCAACUUGCGCAGAUGUAGAGCCUCCAUGGAUUCAGUGCCCUGGUGAUGUCAUCACAGAGACAGAUGAACAUCAGAGGUCAGCCAACAUCAGUUUGAGUGCACCUGUACUGGGGGACAAUUCUGGAGAUGAGGUUGUGGUGCAGGUGACCCCUGUUCUAAACCCUAUGCAGCCUUUCCCGAUAGGGACUGAGUUGAUCACAUACACAGCGACUGACCGCACAAGGAACAAGGCAAACUGCUCCUUCACUGUUACUGUAGUUGAUACGGAACCUCCUUUGAUUGAUAGGUGUCGGUCUCCGCCCACUGUUAAGGCCUCAGGGACAAAAACUGCAGUGUACUGGGAGGAGCCUCAGUUUUCUGACAACUCGGGAGCCCAUCUGAAUAUCUCCAGCACUCACUCUUCUGGUUUUGCUUUUCCUGUUGGAGAAACGUCAGUGUACUACACAGCCACAGACCCUUCCGGCAACAAUCGCACAUGUGAGCUCAUCAUUACUGUACACGGUUCAACUUGUGAGAAGCCUUUCGUGCCAGUGAAUGCAGAUUUCUCUUGUGCCAAGACGAAGGAGGGUGUGAACUGUACUCUGAUCUGCAGACAAGGUUACAGUCUUGCCCAGGAUGCUGUGCACAGCUACUUCUGUGCCAAUAAUGGAAUUUGGGAGCCGCCCCGUUCUCCAGACAGACCGGAUUGCUCCUUGAACAGGGUUGCAAACAAUGGCUUUAAGCCUUUUGAGAUGUUGUUUAAAGCAUCACGCUGUGAUGAUCUCAACCUGCUGAAGUCCUUCACAGGGGAGUUCUCCACUGUUCUCAAAGAUACGGUCCCUAACAUCUGCGGUGGAGAUGAUGUCACCUGUAAAUUGGAAAUGAUGUCACCUGGACAGUGUCUGGAGUACAACUAUGACUAUCCAAAUGGAUUUGCAAUUGGUGUUGGGGGAUGGGGAGGUAACUGGGGCUCUCAAAACGGUCAAGACUAUGCUUAUUUUGACACUGGCUUUGCUCCAGAGCACCCCUUGCAGCAAGAUGGUUCAUCACAGCGUAACUACCACAUGAGGACCAAGCGGCAUCGCAAAAACGCAGGACCCACAAGAGAUCAAAAGAUACAAAUCCAUUUCAACAUCACAGCAAGCAUCCCACUGCCCCCGUCGAGGAACGAUUCGGCUGAGAUAGUCAGUCAGAAGCGUUUGCUGAGGGCCCUCGAGCAACUGACCAAUCGGCUUAAGCGGACGCUGACCAAGCAACCGUUCACCAGCUUCCACGUGUCGUCAGAGAUGAUUGUAGCCGACCCCAAGUCUCUGGAAAGUAAAAGGGCUACGCUGUACUGCCGGCCAGGGUCUGUUCUGAAAGGCAGGGUGUGUGUUCAAUGCCCAGUAGGGACUUAUUUCUCCCUGGAGUAUGCAGAGUGUGAGAGCUGCUGGAGGGGGUCAUAUCAGGAUGAGGAGGGCCAGAUGGAAUGUAAAUUAUGCCCGGAUGGCUUCUCCACUCCAUAUCUCCAUUCACGCAGCCUGGACGAGUGUAAAGCGCAGUGCCAGCCCGGCAGCUCAUCACGGAGCGGGCUGGAGACCUGUGAAUCCUGUCCGUUAGGAGAGUACCAGCCGGGUUUUGGCUCUCAGGCCUGUCUGUCGUGCCCACCUACCACCACUACUGUCAACAGGGGGGCUUUGGACACCAACGAGUGCGGUGUACCAUGUUCUGCGGGUCACUUCUCUCGUACGGGUUUGGUUCCGUGUUACCCAUGUCCCAGGGAUUACUACCAGCCUGAUGAGGGCCGGUCCUACUGCCUCUCCUGCCCAUUUUACGGCACCACCACCGUAACCGGAGCCAGGGCUAUUCAACAGUGCUCUACCUUUGGCUCCAGUUUCUUGCCCAAAGAAGAAAGUGCAACUACGGCGCCAGAAGUGGUUGUGAGAAAUGAUUUUCAAGCUAGUAGCCAGAUGUUCCACGAAUGCCUUCUGACUCCUUGUCAAAAUCAAGGCACUUGUGAAGAAGUCGGGGUCGGAUAUGUAUGCACCUGUCAUCCUGGAUUCACAGGAGCCAAGUGUGAGAGUGACAUUGAUGAAUGUGAUUCAACUCCCUGUCAGAAUGGGGGCUUGUGCAGAGAUGGCAUGGGAGAUUUCCAGUGUCAGUGUCAGCCUGGGUUUGUAGGUUUGCUGUGUGAGGCCGAGGUGAACGAGUGCAGCUCAUCUCCGUGUUUGAAUGAAGGCCUCUGUGUGGAUGAGGUCAAUCACUUUACAUGUAGCUGUCCGGAUGGUUUCACAGGUCCACAUUGUGAGUUGGAAAUAAAUGAGUGUGCUUCCAACCCAUGUCAGAACGAAGGACUAUGUAAAGAUCUGGAGGGUGGGUUCGUCUGCUCCUGCCCUCACGGCUUUUCUGGUGACAGCUGUGAGGUUGAUGUUGAUGAUUGCUACAGCGCCCCCUGUCUGAAUGGAGGAACAUGUGUGGAUGCUGUCAAUGAUUUCAGGUGUGAGUGUGUCAGCGGAUACAGUGGCAGGCUUUGCCAGGUGGAUUUAGAUGACUGCGAACCAAAUUUGUGUCUGAAUGGUGCAACCUGUGUGGAUGGGAUGGCAACUUUUACCUGCAGAUGCCCUCCUGGGUUCAACGGAACCAGGUGUGAGACAGAAAUGCCCUCCUCCUUUGAUCUGGAGUUUGAAGUAUCUGGUAUCCAUGGUUACGUGAUGAUGGACGGUCACAUGCCGCCACUUACACAGGUUACGUGUACAUUCUGGAUGAAGUCAUCAGAAACCGUCAACUACGGAACUCCCAUCUCUUACGCUGUUGAAGGAAGUGACAACGCCUUUCUUCUUAUUGACUAUAAUGGAUGGGUGCUGUAUGUGAACGGUAAAGAACGGAUCACUGAUUGUCCAGCAGUGAAUGAUGGCCUCUGGCACCAUAUUGGUGUAUCAUGGCGCAGCAAGGAUGGAGAUUGGAGAGUUUAUAUCGACGGAAGCCCCUCAGAUGGAGGGAAAGGACUUUCCAAUGGCACUACCAUACCAGGAGGGGGAGCUCUAGUACUAGGACAGGAUCAGGACCAGAGGGGAGAUGGCUUUAACCCUGUGGAAUCUUUUGUGGGAACUCUUAGCCAGCUCAAUAUAUGGAACUAUGUUUUAACACCACAGCAGAUCAGGUCUCUUGCUAGCAGCUGUCCCCGUGACCUGCAGAAAGGGAAUGUUUUUGCCUGGCCUGACUUUUUGGGAGGCGUCACAGGCAGGGUGAAAACCAGCAGCAAAAGCAUUUUCUGUUCUGAGUGCCCUCUGCUGGAGGCUUUUGUACCGAAACUGCGCUCAUCCAGUACAGCUGUGAGUCCAGGCUCGAAGGUGCAGUUCUCUUGCAGUCCCGAGUUUUAUCUUGUGGGAGAGCCAGUGCAGCAGUGUUUAAACAGAGGCCAGUGGAGCCACGCAGAGCCAAUAUGUGAACGUGUGGAAUGUGGUCCGCCCCCUGACCUGGAGCAUGGGCAGUAUCAUGGAGAGGAUUUCUAUGCUGGGGGCUCAGUGCUUUAUCAAUGUAAACCAGGGUUCUAUCUGCUAGGCGAGAGUAAGAUGCUUUGUGCCAACAAUGGAAAAUGGGCUGGCAACCCACCUGCAUGUCUGGAUGUGGAUGAAUGUGCUCUGGGGUCUGAAUGUGAUGAACAUGCUAGCUGUCAGAACACAGAUGGAUCUCAUAUAUGCACCUGCAUACCUCCUUACAGUGGAGAUGGAAGAAACUGCACAGAGCCAGUAAAAUGUGAAGAUCCAGGUGUUCCCGAAUUUGGGCAUCGUGAAGGCAAUAACUUCAUCAUGGACAGUGAGGUGGUGUUUUCCUGUAAGGAAGGCUUUGAGCUGAUUGGCUCGUCUCAUCUUUACUGCUCUGAGGAAAGAAUUUGGAAGGGAGCCCUCCCGUACUGCAAAGCCCUUUCUUGUGCUCAUCCAACUCUCCCUAAGUAUGGAAUCCUGCAUGGGACAAACUUCACAUACGGAAGCAAGGUGACUUUCAGUUGUGAGAAGGGUUAUACUCCCCAGGAGACAACAGAAAGCCAGUGUCAGUCAAAUUUGAAAUGGAGUAGAGAGGCCCCUGUAUGUCAGCCUAUAACCUGUGGUGAACCCCCAGUGGUGGAGUAUGCCAAGUAUACACUCAAUGGAAAAGUCUACCUCUCCACUCUAACAUACACUUGCAUCGAGGGAUACAGAUUGCAGGGUUCUGUGGAGUUGAAAUGUGAGGCAUCAGGAGAAUGGACCUCUCCUCCCCCUAUCUGUGCCAGAGUGGACUGUGGUAAACCUAUUCCUUUGAGGGAUGCUGUGAUUAAGGGGGACAACUAUACACUGGGUAGCCAGGUCUACUAUAUUUGCAAAGAGGGUUACACCUUGCUUGGAGCAGAAAGUCAGGAAUGCCUCCCAAGUGGUAACUGGACUCGUGAAUCUGCCCAGUGUGUACCUCGGUCUUGUGGACCACCACCACCGGUUGACCACGCCCUACCUGAUACUGGACACCAACUGUUUGGCGACACAGCUAUCUACUUCUGUGAUGAUGGAUACACAGCUGGUAACAAUACAAAACUUUUCUGCAAUGCGCAAGGUGUGUGGGCACCCCCAGAUGGCUUUGGUAUUCCUCACUGUAUUGCCAACUUCUGCCAGCGUCCUCCUGAUUUACCUCAUACCAUUCUGGACUCCAUCAACAAACCAAAGUAUGCAAGCAACACAGUGGUUAGCUACAAGUGUGAGGAGGGCUUUGUUCUAAACACAACAGGAACACUAAAGUGCUUGAUCGGGGGAGAGUGGACACCCUCACCUUUGGACAUCGGAUGUAUGCCUGUAAGAUGCUCAAAGCCAGACAGUAUUGAGAAGGGCUAUGUAAGCGGAACCAAUUAUAGUUUUGGAGCUGUGGUCGCAUACAGCUGUGAUAAAGGCUAUUUUAUACGAGGAGAGAAGAGAAGAAUUUGUAAAGCCAACGGCGAAUGGGGUGGCGUCCUGCCCACUUGCCAACCUGUUUCCUGCCCCACCCCACCUCGCUUGGCAAAUGGUUUCAUCCAGGGACAAUUACGAAAGAGCAACUUUGUGUAUAGCAGUAGGGUGACCUAUGCUUGCAAUGAUGGCUAUCGCCUUACUGGAAAGCCUGAACGUAUAUGCAUGGCCAACAAGCAGUGGUCAAACAGCAACCCUCCUGUUUGUGUCCUCCUCACCUGCCCUACCCCACCUGACAUCAAAAAUGGUGUCUAUCAUGGAUCCACCUUUGAGGUAGGAAGUAAGGUGGAAUUUGUCUGCAACGAGGGAUAUGAACUUAUUGGUGAUUCUACAUGGACCUGUUUAAAGUUCGGAAAGUGGGACAAGAGCACGACUCCACAUUGCUCCCCGGUAAAGUGCCCUGAACCACCUUUGGAGGAGAACCAUCUGGUACUGCGUGGACUAGAUUCUGACUCGGGCACUGUGGAGCUUUCUUGUGAGGAGGGAUAUGUUCUUCACGGUGCACAAACUCUUCGUUGUAUGCCGUCUCAGGAGUGGAACGACUCUUUCCCUGUCUGCAAACAAGUGUUCUGUGGACCUCCCCCUGAGGUUUCCUUUGGUGACCCAUCUAAUGCAUUGUCCUACUUUGGCAGUGUGGUGACUUACUCUUGCAUGAAUGGAUUUACUCUACGUAUGGAAGCUUCUGUUCGCUGCCAGGCAGAUGGAAACUGGAGCAAACCUUAUCCUCAAUGCAUUCCUGUAGAAUGUCCACAUCCUGAGGAGAUACCAAAUGGCAUUGUUGAUGUUCAAGGACUUAUGUACCUUAGUACUGCCAUCUAUAGCUGUAAGGCAGGCUAUGAAUUGGUAGGCAACAGCACUGUACUUUGCGGUCAGAGUGGAUUGUGGAAAGGAAGUUUACCUGUUUGUCACCCUGUUAAGUGUCCUGCACCCAAAGAAAUUCCCAAUGGCUCUGUUGGGUACUCGAAGCUCCAGUUUAGCCAGUCCGUUACAUAUUCCUGCCAAAGAGGAUACCGUUUACAAGGCCCAGAAACACUCACCUGUCUGGAGAAUGGACAGUGGGACCAAGAGGCUCCUUCGUGUGUGCAGAUAUACUGUCCUCCCCCCAAACCUAUUAAAAAUGGCUUCGUUGAAGGUCAGGAGAGUAAGUUUGGGGUCACCAUAUUUUACAGCUGCUUUCCAGGUUUCCUUCUAGUUGGUAACAAUCAUCUCACUUGUGAAGAACAUGGCUGGUCAAGCUCUGAGCCCAUCUGUGCUCCUGCUGACUGUGGCCUACCUCCGCAUAUUGAUUUUGGUGACUAUAUAAAGCUCCGAGGCUCACCAAUAGAAGACAGCACACAAUCAGCAGUAGAUAGUAGCUUUUUACACGGAUCCAUGGUUCAAUAUCAUUGCCAUUCUGGUUAUGAAGUAAUAAUUGGUGUGGUCAUGUUGAUGUGCCAAGAAGAUGGCACAUGGAAUGGAACAGCCCCUACGUGUGCGCCUGCACAAUGUGAGACUCCACCUAACCCUGAACACGGAUCUGUCAUGGUAACACAUAGUGAACUUGGCAGCCUUGUGGAGUACAGUUGUGAAGAGGGUUACGAACUCAAUGGACAGACUGUCCGACAGUGCAUUUCUGGGAGUCAGUGGAGUGACGAAGCUCCCCGUUGUGUGCCAAUCUCAUGUGGUAAUCCUGGGGGCAUUGCAAACGGUGAGGUGAUUGGAAAUUCCUUUCACUUCAAAGCAACUAUUCAAUAUGAGUGCCAUGAUGGGUUUUCCCUACAGGGUGUUGAAACUAGAACUUGCCAGGUUGAUGGGAAAUGGGACAGCAAAGCACCAUGGUGUAAAGUGGUUUCCUGUGGGCGCCCCAUUGUGUCAAAGGAUGUUUUAGUGAGAGGAGAUGGCUAUACAUUUGGAAAAAGGUUAUUGUUCAGCUGCAAUCUUGGUUUCAUCCUACAGGGAGCACCAACCAGUGUUUGUUUGGCCAACAGCAGCUGGAGUGACACUCCUCCGAAGUGCCUUCAAGCCAACUGUGGUCAACCACCAGUAAUUGAAAAUGGCAGAGUAACAGGCACGGAUUAUAGUUACAACAGUAUGAUUAGAUAUCAGUGUGAUGUCGGUUACGUCUUGACAGGAAAUCCUUUUUUAAUAUGCAGAGGCGAUGGACUGUGGGAUGAUCCUCCUCCGCGGUGUGACAUAGUCACGUGUGACCCACCUGAGGACAUUAGCCAUGGUUACCUGAAUGGAUCGAGCUUUAAUUUCGACGAAGUUGUGGAGUAUAUCUGCUUCCCAGGCUAUGAGAUAGUUGGCAGUCCAGUUUUAAGAUGUGCUGCCGAGAGUGUCUGGCUCGGGGAAGUUCCAGAAUGCAGACCGUGUGUGUGUAGUCCCCCAGUGCUGAGGUACGGCACCGUUCUUGGUCGAGACCACACCUGUGGUGCAAGUGUCUGGUUCAGAUGUGAUGAAGGUUACAAAACACUUGGCCCUACGGAGGCCAUAUGCGACAAGGGUGGAGUGUGGAGUCCAGGAGUACCUAUCUGUACGCGAGGAAGAUGUUCCAGCCCUCCCCCAGCUGUGCCUAAUGCUGUCAUUCAAGGUAGUGCUGGUUACUCCAUUGACACGGUCACCUACCGCUGUAGGCCGGGCUAUCAUUUGAAAGGUUUUCCCCAUCUUUCCUGUGGAAGGUUGGGCAGGUGGGAAGAGCCCAAUCUGAACUGUGAACCUGGUUCAUGUGGAAUGCCUCCUUUGAUCCCAAAUGCAGAGACUGUUGGAAUGGUGUUAACUUAUGGAAGCAAAGCUCAGUACAGGUGUAAAGAGGGCUUUGAGUUAGUAACAAAGACAGAUUCUCUUACCUGUCAAAGUGAUGGCACCUGGUCCAAACACAGUGUCAGGUGUCGACCUUCACCCUGCCGCCUGCCUGCUAACCUCACCCAUGUAGUUGUCACAGGAAAGCAGCUCACACCUGUAGGGGGCACAGUAACAAUCUCCUGCAGACCAGGGUACUACCUUGAGGGACCUGCAGUAUCUGAAUGUACAGGCUCUGACAAAUGGUCCCCACCUUUCUCUUCAAGGUCUUGUGUGCCUGUCAUUUGCGAAAAUCCCAUCUCUAUUCUCAAUGGCUUGCUUGAGGGGAAGAACUACAAUUACGGAGAUAUCAUUAGUUAUUCUUGCCUGAAAGGAUUUGAACUGCAGGGCGAUUCUGUUCAGAUCUGUCAGGGUGAUGGAACAUGGAGUGGAAUUCAGCCAUUUUGUGCUGCUGUGUCAUGUGGUCCUCCACUAGUUGUGGAAAAUGCAGUUGCUGUGUCCAAUGGUGAGACCUAUCAAAGUACUGUCAGCUACACGUGUCUCUCAGGACUGAGUUUGGUUGGAUCACACAACAUUACUUGUCAGGCCAAUGGAACUUGGAGUUUGCCAACACCAGCAUGUGAAGUCCCAGGGGGCUGCCAGAAGGUAAAAGACUUUUUGAAUGGAAAGGUGCAGGAACACAAUCUGACCAGCGGGCAUGCCCUCGAGUUCCACUGUGACAAAGGCUAUAAGCUGCAGGGAGAGUCUCUGGUCAUGUGUAUGGGAAACGGCUCCUGGAGUUCACCCUUACCUCGCUGUAUACCCAAAUCAUGUCCCCCUCCUCCUGCUUGGACUGGAGUCAACAGCAACACUACACAGACGGCUUUCCUGGUCGGUCACUCACUUGCAGUCAAUUGUCCGAAAGGUCAGCGGGUUAAAGGUAACCAGGCAAAAGUUACCACCACCUUAACUUGCAGAAAUGAUCAGACCUGGACCACCAUCAAUGCAGUGUGUGAGCGGGUGUCCUGCGGCCCACCUCUGUACGUGGCAAAUGGGGUGGUCCGUGGGGCGGUGUUCCAGUUUGGAGAUGUGGUGGUGUAUUCAUGUUACCCAGGCUACACCAUGGAGGGUUCUAGCAGAAGUGUGUGCUUGGAGAAUGGCACAUGGACCCCACCCCCUACCUGCAAAGCUGUAUGUUGGGUCCAAUGUCAGAAUGGAGGUGUGUGCCAAAGACCAAACACAUGCUCCUGUCCAGAAGGAUGGAUGGGCAGAUUUUGCGAGGAGCCAAUCUGCAUCCUGCCAUGUCUCAAUGGAGGACGGUGUGUAGCUCCAUAUCACUGUGAGUGCCCAACAGGCUGGACGGGCACGCGCUGCCACAGUGCCGUAUGUUCCAAGCCCUGUUUGAAUGGAGGCAGGUGUAUCCGUCCCAACAGGUGUCAGUGCAGUCAAGGAUGGGGAGGAUAUGACUGCUCAAGGAAAAGAAAAUCUGCAUACUUUAAUUUGUAAUGUGCCAUGCUACAUGAGCUUAAGUCUGACCAGGUUGGAAGUCUUCAUGUGGAAGAAGUGUCAACUUGUAGAGUAGUAUUGAAGUGUAUUGUCUGUUUUCCUCUGAAAGUGGUUUUGUAAAUUAAAGCUGUAUUUUUUCAUGUAGAAAAUAAACAGUAUUAAAUAUAUGCUGCUGCUAUAUACAUGAACCUGUACUUUGUGUAAAAAUGUUGAUGUGAUUGUCCAGUGUAUAUGUAUAUAAACUAUUCUUUUCAUGUUUUUAUUAAAACAGAAAAUACAGUUAUAUGGAAACUAACUGUAACUCACUUUGUUAAGUAUGGAAACUUAUAAAUAAACUUUGUUUAUUUAACCUGCCUCAUUCAUAUGACUCGGAAACUUUUGACCAAGACAUCAUUCGUUUUAAUACACUCAGCACAAGAUGAGCAACACAAGCUUUUGAUGUCUUUUUGUUUUAAUUGCAUGCAAAGCUAACA
Molecule: messenger RNA, 11717 nt
Organism: Triplophysa rosa
Lineage: Eukaryota; Metazoa; Chordata; Actinopteri; Cypriniformes; Nemacheilidae
Gene: svep1
Product: sushi, von Willebrand factor type A, EGF and pentraxin domain containing 1
Exons: 49
Coding region: 415-11244 (3609 amino acids)
Molecular function (GO): calcium ion binding
Source: RefSeq, a predicted model, not a curated record